Helianthus annuus (common sunflower) is the source of this 1521-nucleotide messenger RNA. RefSeq lists its product as uncharacterized. Bases 738 to 1379 code for a protein of 213 amino acids. The transcript has a single exon. The record is from RefSeq and is a predicted model, not a curated record. NCBI's taxonomy places the organism in Eukaryota, Viridiplantae, Streptophyta, Magnoliopsida, Asterales, Asteraceae.
UAAUUCAUAAUUGUUAGAUAAGAGGCCCCAAUCUGCACAAUUAACCUCUUCAGCCCAAACCUUCACUAACCAUGGCGAAUUGCUUUUUUUACUCAACAGAGACGAUGACCGAUAAAGAAUUCAAUUAAUCACUCCAUUACGAGUUUAUUAAUCCUCUUUAUUUGCCUCUCCACACCCUCUUCAGCCGGCAAUUUACCUACCUCUUAUCAGUUAUCACCCUUCAAAAUUCCCCAAUUUCUGAUCGAAUUUGUUCGAUUCGUUACGUUUCAGUGGUGGGUUUUGAUUCUUUCGUUGAUCUGAUUGGUGACAAAUCUUGAUACUUACAGGUGAAUUUUUCAUUUUCUUUUUCUUUUUUUGUUUUGAAAUCGGUAUUGAUAGUUGAUCUGAUUUCCAUUCGAUUUAGUGGGCUUGUUUGUAAUUUGGAUACGAUUAUUGGGUAUCGAUCAAAAUUUGAUUUUGUUUGUGGUUUUGGUUGGAUACGGUUAUUGGGUUUCGAUCAAGAUUUGAUUUUGUUUGUUGGUUUGUUUUUUAAUCUGGAUAUGGUUAUUGGGUUUUGAUCAAAAUUUGAUUUUGUUUGUGGCUUUGUCUUUAAUCUGGAUACGGUUUAUGGGUUUUGAUCAAGAUUUGAUUUUGUUUGUGGGUUUGUUUUAUAACCUGGAUAUGGUUAUUGGGUUGUGAUCAAAAUUUGAUUUUGUUUGUGGGUUUGAAUUGAAUUAUAAUUAUUAUUAUUCACCCAAAUGGUCUGUUUCCAUAGCUCAAUCCCGGUUAGCCAACACAUGAACAUGGCUAAUCAUUCACAUAAAUCAUCAAAAAGAAGUCCAAUUUCAACAUGUGAACAGUCUCCAUCUGCUUUGAUCGAUUUGAUCAUUUUAAUUGCUGUGAUUGGUGCUUGUGGCUUCCUUAUUUAUCCCUAUGCAAACCUUUUAUUCUUUCAAGGCUUUCAUUUUCUUGAAGCAGUUUUUUUAUUGGUGAAAGAUGAGGUUCUUGAAGCUCCCAUGAUCUAUGGGUGUUUAGGCCUUAGUAUUUUCAGUGCAUCAAUGGCUGUUUUGGCAAUUACGAUAUGCACAUCUAACAAAUGUGGUAAACCGGGUUGUCGCGGGCUGCACAAGGCAGCCGAAUUCGACAUCCAGCUUGAAACCAACAACAGUUUGACCAAUGCAAGCUCUUCAAAUGGUGGUACUAAUUUGGGGAAUAUUGGGUUGAAGAAAGGGUUGUUUGAAUUGCCAAGAGAUUACCAUAAGGAGUUGGAGGCUGAGCUCAAGAAGUUGGCUCCGAUUAAUGGACGAGCGGUUCUUGUUUUUCGAGCCAGGUGUGGUUGUUCUGUUGGUAGAUUGGAAGUGCCUGGCCCUAAGAAGAACCACAAAAAGAUCAAAAAGUAGAUAAAAGAUGAUUCUGUGAUUAGAUGCGUAUAAAACAUGAUUAAAAUAAGGUGUACGGAUAUGAAUGGCACAUAUACAAUCUUUUUAGUAGUAUAUACUUUGUGAUGAGAUUUUGAUAUAAAGAUUUAUGCUUUGAUGUUCU